Molecule: messenger RNA, 1449 nt
Organism: Cyprinodon variegatus (sheepshead minnow)
Lineage: Eukaryota; Metazoa; Chordata; Actinopteri; Cyprinodontiformes; Cyprinodontidae
Gene: chac2
Product: ChaC, cation transport regulator homolog 2 (E. coli)
Exons: 3
Coding region: 148-717 (189 amino acids)
Biological process (GO): glutathione catabolic process
Cellular component (GO): cytoplasm
Molecular function (GO): glutathione specific gamma-glutamylcyclotransferase activity; gamma-glutamylcyclotransferase activity
Source: RefSeq, a predicted model, not a curated record
UUCCUGGGUUACACUGUAGUUGAGCGGAAGGUAAACAUGCCGGCUUUUAUAAAGGUUGGACCGUCGUUGUAAGCCGUAGAUGUUUAAAUUAAACCGGUACCAGUCCGUCCAAUUGACUUUGACGCGCAGUUACCUGUUUGCGUCACCAUGUGGGUCUUCGGUUAUGGGUCCCUGAUCUGGAAAGUGGACUUCCCAUAUGAGGAGAAGAGAGUCGGUUACAUAAAGGGCUUCAGCCGCCGGUUCUGGCAGGGCAGCACCGACCACCGCGGAGUCCCGGGAAAGCCUGGUCGUGUUGUUACUUUGGUUAAAGAUCCUGAGGGGUGCGUUUGGGGCGUCGCCUACAAGCUACCGACAGGCCAAGAGCAGGAGGUAAAAAGCUACCUCGACUACCGCGAAAAAGGCGGCUACCAGGUCAUCACGGUGACCUUCUACCCCCGUCCUCAGUCCAACCACUCGCCGAGCCCGACGUUGCUGUACAUCGGCAACGAGGACAACCCUAACUACCUCGGCCCUGCUCCCUUGGAGGAAAUAGCCAGUCAGAUCCUGAAAUCCACUGGUCCGAGUGGUAAAAACACAGAGUACCUGUUCCAGCUGGCUGAAGCAGUGAGGUCUACCAUGCCUGAGGAUCCAGACAGGCAUCUGUUUUCUCUUGAAGCAAUAGUGAGAGAACGGCUACAAAAAGAACAACAAACGAUGAAAAUAGUUUGUCAAGAUUAGAUAAAGCAUUUUAUUUAUUAAAAAAACCAGAUUCGUCAAUGUUAAAAAUACUCAUACAGAAAUUUAAAUGAGUCUGGUCUUUAAAAGAAAUGUUAAACUCAUGAUUGCACCUUUGGUAGAAGAACCAAUGCUUAAUUUUAAUCUAUUUCUAAAAACACAUUGCUCAGGUAAACAAUGUGUUCAAAUGGAUGUUUAAAAUGCUUUACCCACACAUGACCUUCAAUAUGUUUUUUAAUAAAAGCAAAGAAAACAAAGAAUGUUUUUUACUUUGUCUUGCAGAUUAUAAUGAUUUAAUCACUUUUUAUUUCAAAUAUCAACAAUUUAGGGCAAAAAAACAAUUUGUGGCAAACCCAAUCCCUACAGAAGGGUAUUCCUAGGAGCUCCUGUUAGAGGUGUGCGUCACUGAAAGCUCUAAUCAACACUGCAGCACAUAAUGAUAGUGAACAGGGUUCAUAUUUACAAAGUAAACUUGAACUUGUGAAGAUCGCUAUGUUAACAUGCUAAUGUUAGUGCUCAGCUCUCAGCGCUGCUGUGACAAAUAACAGGCUUUCAGAAGAUGAUGGCUAGGGUGGUCUUUCAUACCCAGACGGACCGCUGUUAGCCCUGUUUUUUCAUUCUCUCAAUCACACUCUUAACGCAUAUAUUUCCAUUAAAAAUGGUGCAUUCCACUUGGUAUUUUAUCCAUAAUCGAUUCUGUUUUUCCUUUAGUUACAAAUAUAUUUUCCUACAUUC